Molecule: messenger RNA, 1438 nt
Organism: Lingula anatina
Lineage: Eukaryota; Metazoa; Brachiopoda; Lingulata; Lingulida; Lingulidae
Product: trafficking protein particle complex subunit 12
Cellular component (GO): TRAPP complex; Golgi apparatus
Molecular function (GO): protein binding
Source: RefSeq, a predicted model, not a curated record
UUAGAUAGGUUGUAUUAUCUACAUGCAGUGACCACUAAGAUUUUAUCAAAUCUUGAGAGUGGACUAGAAGAGGAUGGAAGCAUGGUGGAACUGACCAAUGAAAGUAGACAAGCAUCUAGAGAAUUAUGGGAGAGCAGAGAGAUCCAGUUGCUAUAUGCUAUUGCCAAUUGCUUGCUUGGAAUUAAGGAUUACAUAGCUGCAUUAGAAGCUUACAGAUCCCUGCUAGUGAAGGACAAGAAGAACAAAGUGGCCUUGCUCACAGGCUUGGGAAGAAUCCAUUUACAGAUGGGAGACAUACCCCAAGCUUCAGCAUACUUUAAACAAGUGGAAGACCAAGUUAGUUCAUCUGAUCCCCAAGGACAAAGUAGAGUACUAAUGAAUAGGGGAUUUAUGGCCCUAGCAGAGAGCAACUUUGAAUUGGGCCAGGACUGCUUUAAACAAGUGUCUGAUAUUGACCCAACCAAUGCUUUGGCUAUCAACAACAUGGCUGUGUGCUCAUUAUACACAGGAAAAUUAAAAGCUGCAAUUGCCAUCUUGGAAAACCUUCUCCAUAAAGACCCCAGCACCACAUUACAGGAGGGUGUUCUCUUCAAUCUUUGCACUCUUUAUGAACUGGAAUCCUCACAGGCUUUGCAAAAGAAACAGGCUUUAUUAGAACUUGUCAGUAAACACAAAGGAAAUGGAUUUAAUAUAGCUUCUCUGAAGAUGUAAACUGUCGUUUUAUAAGGUGCGAGUAUAUCAGUAUGAUGUAAGACUUCUGUGACAAAUAUUAUGGCGUUUAUUGUCUUGACCAAUUAUGUGUUAGUUUCAUUUGGCAUGGAAAGUAUUCCACUUGCAAUAUUACCAUUUCUUUAAAAAUAGUGGCAAUUUUGUGGUGCUAUCAUUAAAAUGAUUUCUUUUUGCUGUUGUAUGGGUCUCUUAAACUUCAUUCAGAUAAUGACAGAGUAAUCUUCAGUUAUCUUGUAAGUUAUGAUGCAUCUGUUUUGUUGUCAUCUUCAAAGCAUUAAAUUGAAGAAAGGCAAAACAAAAGAAAUGAGAUUGAAUGGAACAACAUUUAUUUUUAACUUCAAUAAUACAUAAUGUCUUAAUUAUCAAAUCUUGAAAGUUGGAACUAUGGCAAUGAUUUGUAAGAUAUCACUUAUCUAAGGGUCUGUAAAUUGAGUAUCAAUAUAAAAUGUUGUGCUAAUGUUCCAGUAAUAAGAAACUACCUUUAAGGUAAAUAAUGAAAAUAAAGCAAAUUAAAAUCUCAAUUAAAAUGUUGUCUUCUGUAUAAUACUCAUUUGUAGAGUAGAAUGGGGCUGGUUGUGACAGGUGGGUUGUAAUGGACCAGAUCAAUUCUACUACGGCACAAUGGUUAACCGCGAUUAUACAAGAGAGCAUUGCGCGAUCCCAGAGGUCAUUGCGUUUCUCCCUUAGAAGCAUUGUCUGCAAUGAUGGC